CGCUUGUUUUCCGGAACCUUUGUCUCGGUGUUCCACCGAAAGUACGGUUUUUGUUCGGUGGGACACCAGGGAGAAAACACUAACACAACAGAAAGAAAGAAAGAAAGAAGGAACGAUUGAAAACUGACUCUGAUAAAGAACUCUGAGCUCCAGGUAGUGGUCUGAAUUUGAAGUUAGGUUUGCUGAAGAUUUUUAUGGCCGUUCAAAGGGGAGAGGUUGAUUUGAGAUAUCGAGGAGAAUAGCCUAGGAGAUUAAGAAGAGUCCCGAGUGUAAGAGGCACAGUGGGCCGGGGGACCCGUGCACCGCGACUGCACUGCUGGAAAGGAUAGUCUAACUGGGUGUGAAGCCCCUUUUCAGAGGCGGCCAAGAGAUGAACUCUGCAUUUCAGAUGCAUGCAAGUCAGAUGCAGCAAAAGUAACAGUAAACAUUACAGUACAGAAGAACAAAAAAUAGCAGUUGCAUCAAGUGGAGGCGAUGAGUAGGUAAUGCACAGUGACCAUUGCUGGGGAUCAUGUCAGACCAUUCGAUCUCAGGGAGUGAUCCGGAUGUUGAUCCGGACUUGGUGCCAGAGGAUUUGGAAGAGGAAGAAGAGGAGGAGGAGGAGGAGGAGGAGGAAGACUUGGAUGAUGACAAUGAUGGAGAUGAUGAAGAUGAUAUUGGCGAAGGAGAUGACCAACCAAAUUCACAUCCAAACAGUGAUGAUCCAGAUGAAGACGAGGAGGACUGGAACUGCUCUGCUUCAACUACCUCAUCUCAGGGUGAUCGGAAACCAACUCGCUUGAAGAAUCGAAGCAAGAACCCUUCCUCUGAGAACUCAAAAGUGAAACGGAUGCAGAAGCCUUUACAUAUGCGAAGGAAUAUUAGGACUCUGCUGCGAGAUGAUCAAUUGGAUGCCGUCACCAAAGCAGCACAGCAGGAAGAGUUGGAGAGGAGAAAACGGCUAGAGCAACAAAGAAAGGAGUUCCCAGCUCCUUUCCCUGUGGUUCCUUUAGAUUUUGUACAAGAAGAAAUUGUUGGAGAAUUGCCAUUACCGAUCCCAAUCCACAAACAGCAGAUUGCACCCAGAUCCAAAAAUCAGGAAAUAAUUUGCCUGGACACCAGUAGUGGUAGUAGUGAAAGUGGAAGUGAGGAUGAUUCAAAGGGAAAAAUACACAUCACUAAAGAUGAUGUGAUUGAACUUAGUUCAGGAGAUGAUGAAGCCUUGCAAGAUGGCACUGAUGCCAUGAAUGAUGAGGAUAACGACCUUGGUGGAGAAAGCAGUGGGUCACAUGUCAACGAUGAUGUAAACCUACCUGAUGCCCUUGGUCGGGUUUUGGUCAACAUUAAUCACCCACCUAAUGAGGAGGACAUCUUUCUUGCACGUCAGUUAGCACAGGUUGUCAAGCCUCACCAGAUUGGUGGAAUACGUUUUCUUUAUGACAAUUUGGUGGAAUCUCUGGAACGAUUCAAAACCAGCAGUGGCUUUGGUUGUAUUUUGGCACACAGCAUGGGACUUGGCAAAACCCUCCAGGUGAUCUCUUUUGUUGAUGUUCUUCUUCGACACACUGAAGCCCGGACUGUCCUUGCCAUUGUGCCAGUGAACACAUUGCAGAACUGGCUAGCGGAAUUUAACAUGUGGCUUCCAGCACCAGAAAUGCUUCAACCUGACUGUAGCCCUGAAGAAAUCCAGCCACGCACUUUCAAAGUCUUCAUUCUUAAUGAUGAACACAAGACAACAGCAGCACGAGCUAAGGUAAUCGAUGACUGGGCAACAGAUGGUGGAGUUCUCCUUAUGGGAUAUGAGAUGUACCGCCUCCUUUCCCUUAAGAAAUCGUUUGUCUCAGGAAGAAAGAAGAAAAGCAAGAAACCAACAGGACCAGUGAUUAUUGACCUUGAUGAAGAAGACAGGCAGCAGGAACUUCUUAAAGGCAUAGAGAACGCAUUGUCUCGCCCAGGACCUGAUGUUGUAAUCUGUGACGAGGGACAUCGCAUUAAGAACUGUCAUGCAAGUGUUUCUCAAGCAUUGAAGGCUAUCAGAUCAAGACGGCGGGUAGUUUUGACAGGAUACCCUUUGCAAAACAACCUGAUUGAGUACUGGUGCAUGGUGGACUUUGUGCGGCCUGACUUUCUCGGGUCUAGGCAGGAGUUUAGUAAUAUGUUUGAGCGUCCAAUUCUGAAUGGGCAAUGUGUUGACAGUACACCACAGGACACAAGACUGAUGAGGUACCGCAGCCAUGUUUUGCAUAGUCUCCUGGAGGGAUUUGUGCAAAGACGAGGCCACAGUGUAUUAAAAGUUCAUCUUCCCUCAAAAGAGGAGUAUGUCAUAAUGGUACGUUUGUCACCUAUUCAGCGCUCUCUCUAUACUGAAUUCAUGAACCGCUUUCGAGAUGUAGGAAGCAGUGGUUGGCUUGGCCUCAAUCCUCUUAAAGCAUUUUGUGUUUGUUGCAAGAUCUGGAACCAUCCUGACAUGCUCAAUGAAGCUUUACAGAAGGAAAAUUUAGCAAAUGAGCAAGACUUGGACCUAGAUGAUCUAAACUCAGGGACUCCAAAUUCCCGCUGCCAGACACACACAAUCAAACCCAAGUCAGAAGGCACUGUUUCAGCAAUUGGUGAUGCUUCCAACAGCAAGUUUAUACAAGGGGUGGGCUUCAGUCCUUUCCAGGAAAAACCCAACCAGGUCAUCACUUAUGAAUGGGCAAAGGACAUUCUGUCUGACUACAAAACUGGAGUUUUGGAGAACUCUCCGAAGAUGGUUAUCCUGUUCUAUUUGAUCGAUGAAAGUGUUAAACUAGGAGAUAAACUUCUAAUCUUCAGUCAGAGUCUUUCUACCUUAACUAUUAUUGAAGAAUUCUUGUCAAAAAGACAGAUACCUAGUUCGCCGUUCAGUGAAGUGCAGCCAGGACAAGUGUGGAUUCGUAACGUCAAUUACUAUAGGCUGGAUGGUAGCACAUCUGCAUCGGAACGAGAACGCUUAAUUAAUAAUUUUAAUGACCCAAACAAUACAGCAACCUGGAUCUUUCUUCUCUCCACAAGAGCUGGUUGCCUGGGUGUGAAUCUCAUUGGUGCUAACCGUGUUGUGGUAUUUGAUGCCUCUUGGAACCCGUGCCAUGAUGCACAGGCUGUGUGCCGUGUUUAUCGCUAUGGACAGAGGAAACCAUGUUUCAUCUACCGUCUGGUAUCAGAUUAUACACUAGAGAAAAAAAUAUAUGACCGCCAGAUCUCUAAACAGGGAAUGUCAGACCGAGUGGUGGACGAUCUGAAUCCAGUUUUGAAUUUCACUCGCCGAGAGGUGGAAUCCCUCUUGCACUUUGUGGAACAGGAACCUGACCCUACUCAAAUCAAUAAAGAAACCAUGGAGUCUAAAGAGCUCUUAAUACAGCAAGUCUGCCUCAAGUUUACACACUUAAUCACUAAGGAACCUUUUGAACAUGAAUUUCUGCUGAUGGAUCGAAAGGAGCAAAAACUAACAAAAGCAGAGAAGAAGGCAGCUAAGAAGGGCUAUGAAGAUGAGAAGAGAGCCUCUGUUCCUUACAACAGGCCAUCCUAUGCGCAGUAUUACCCAUCCAGUAACUUGAAUCUUUCAAAUAUUCCAGCUUUCAGUCAGAGAAACUGGCGUCCAUCUUUGAAGUUUGAAGAUAAGCCCAUAGCAAGUGUGCGCCCUGUGCAGUCUACACCAAUUCCAAUGACUCCUCGGCAUGCUCCCCCAGUGGGAAUGGGACUGCCAUCUGGUUCUGGUGUUGGUAUGAAUUUUCCAAUGAAUUAUCUUCAGCGUGCUGGUGUGGUAGUACAGAAGAUUGUUACAACAACAGAAAUUGUGAUCCCGGGGUCUAACAGCUCCAGUUAUGUACAGGCACGGAUUGGUGCAGGAGAGAGCAUCCAUAUCAUUCGAGGGACCAAAGGGACCUAUAUACGCACUAAUGAUGGUAGGAUAUUUGCUAUUCGAACUGCAGGCAGAACUAAGGCAGGUGAGAACCGAGCUGCAUCCUCAGGGUCCCAAGGUUCAGCACUUCAGGUUAUGAAUAAUGGUAACCACCGAAUUUCUUUUCCUGACCCAUCGAGAAAGAAAGUGUCCCAGGAAGAACUAGCUCGUCCUCUUUCACCAGACAGUCCAGAGAUCAUCAGUGAACUUCAGCAGUAUGCAGAAGCAGCUGCAGCACGUCAGGCCCAGGAGAGCUGCCCUACUCUUUCCACAGUUCAGGGAACCCAGAGCCGACUGACUGGUAUUUCUGCUUCUUCGGUUCAGUUGACUGAACAGUUGGGUAUUCCUGGACUCAACUCACUACAAGGAACUUCAGGCUUGCCAGGUACCACCCAGACUGCUAGUGGGAACUGCUCAUUAGAUUUGCGUGGUGAUAAACGAAAGUCAUCCUCACCAACUUUAGGAGAUCUGAGCAGACAAAUGCACAGCAAAAGACUGCCAGUUUUGUCUCAGUAUGAUCACAGAUACUCCCUCAAUACUGGAUUUAAUUUGCCAUCUUUGAAUCACCCACUUACCAACCGUUUGCUUCCCCAGACUGGAAACUCUUUAUACACAGGUGCUGCCGGCUCAUCCUACUAUCCACUUUCUGGCUUGCUUGGAGAUCCACAACUAAUGUUUCCUGUGACUGCUGACCCCCUUCUUGCAGCUAGUACAAAUAACUCUGCUGCUACCUCAGCUGCUGCUUCUUUAUCACCAUUCAUGCUUAACCCUGCUAUGACAGGAAUGCUGCCAAACAUUCCCUUACCCUUUGCACAGUCUCUGUUGCCAGAAACAAGAAUGUUUGCCCCCUUUCCAUCACAACUGCUUGCAGGCAGUCUACCAGGAACUAUGGGAUCUUCAGGCUCUGGUUACAUGUCAUCCCAAGCAGGCUACUCCCCCUCAAGCUUGUUGAGAUCCCAUUUGCCUCAGCGUGAGCCUCAGGAAAUAGCAGACGUUGGCUGCAGCUCAGAUGAUGAUGUUAUAGAGGUCACUGGGAAGUAAAAAAAAAACUUGGGGAGAUUUGCUGGGCAUUUGAUGGUGAAACUUUGAAAAGUCCAACACCAUGUUAAAGUUUUGAUUUACUGUAAUUAUGUGCGUCUCCACAUCAGAAUCUGAAGACAUUCAGUCUGUUCUGUACUUCUGUGACCCUAUACAGCAGACUGAAUACUGCAAGAUUUGUAACAGUCUUGUUUAAAGGACAAUAUGUAACAUAAUUUGUAGAUAUGGAGACACUGCCAUUAUGUUGCUGUGUAUGGGAACACACAGCAUUUGGUCCUAAGAUUUAUUAUUGUGAUAGAACUAGGGUGCUUAUUCAACAUCUACAACACAGAUUAAUAAAGUAACCUUGUCGGCACUGGAAGAUUAGGAGUGGACUAAAAUGUAAAUGCAGCAGUGGGCAUCAUAAAGUGAACACUGAGCCAUCUGUGAAACUACAUUUUGUCACCUAGCCUCUGGCACUGGAAGAAAAUAAAAUGUCCAUUACUGUUAUAUAUAGUAUAGCACAUUAUUGCUAAUAGCUUUUGCCCAGAAAUUAAAAAUGUAUUUUGUAAUAA
Protopterus annectens (West African lungfish) is the source of this 5490-nucleotide messenger RNA. It is a transcript of the gene RAD54L2, whose product is annotated as RAD54 like 2. The transcript has 23 exons. NCBI's taxonomy places the organism in Eukaryota, Metazoa, Chordata, Ceratodontiformes, Protopteridae. Gene Ontology annotation, molecular function: ATP-dependent chromatin remodeler activity; ATP binding; ATP hydrolysis activity. Gene Ontology annotation, cellular component: nucleus. Bases 512 to 4939 code for a protein of 1475 amino acids. The record is from RefSeq and is a predicted model, not a curated record.